Molecule: messenger RNA, 1303 nt
Organism: Gadus morhua (Atlantic cod)
Lineage: Eukaryota; Metazoa; Chordata; Actinopteri; Gadiformes; Gadidae
Gene: stpg1
Product: sperm-tail PG-rich repeat containing 1
Exons: 9
Coding region: 121-1092 (323 amino acids)
Biological process (GO): epigenetic programing of male pronucleus
Cellular component (GO): germinal vesicle; female pronucleus; male pronucleus
Molecular function (GO): chromatin binding; histone binding
Source: RefSeq, a predicted model, not a curated record
GCCGAAAGUAGUAGAGCAGUGGUGCGUUCACCGCCGGGGGGCGCUAAAGGACAACCCGAGGCGCGGCCCCCUGUUUCCAGAUUCGCCGCUGAUAAAGUACCUCAGCACGAUCAGUAAACCAUGGGCAAAGUAUGCACAGGAAAAUCUGAUGUCCGUAGUAUUACAGGUUACACGUGUUCGAUCCCAUCCAAGUACCAAACGGUGGUGGUCGACAAUGAGGAGAAGAAGGGAUUCUCCUCACAGUCCAAGAGGUUCUCACUGGACACCCUGAAUGAGAACCCAGGCCCAGGAUCCUACUGCCCCCUCCCCUCGGCCGAGACCUUCAGUCCUUCCUUCUCUAAGAAGGGCACCACGAGCUUCCCCUCCAAGGUCCCCAGAGUCCCCCGCCACCACAAGAGAGGCCUCCCCGGCCCCGACUCCUACAACCUGCAGUCCUCCUCGAUCGCCAGGCACAGCUUCGGACGGGGGGCCUCCCGGGCCUUCAGAGCUCCGGUGGCGGUCCCAGUGCUGGGGCCCAAGUUCAGAACACCCGGCCCAGAUCAGUACGAUGUAUCUGGUGGUCAUCCUGGUGGAAGCUUCCAGUCAAAGGGCUCAUCUACUUUCCUCUCCAAAACCAAACGUUGCGAUUUGGCCAUCAACCCAAACCUCCCAUCCCCGUGCCACUACCAGAUCAGCUGCACUGCGACCAAGAACAGCCCGAGAGCCGCCAUGUCUCCCUUCAAAUCCAAGUCCUCCCGGUUCCCAGCUCAGGUGGAUCACCGGGUCCCGGGUCCUGGUGCCUACAACCUCCACCACAGCCCGGACCCCUUGAGGAAGCCCACCCUGCUGAGGAGAAAGGUUCUGGUGAUGGCCACGCCCGCCCGGUUGGUUCCCAAGGGCCCGGCCUACCCCGGCCCGGGUCAGUAUGACCUGGUGGACUACGAGGGCCCCUCCAGCCACCCCGGGUCCACAGCGGCCUUCCUCUCGGAGACCCGGCGCAGUCCACAGGGGGGAAGGGCCCCCCAGGCCGGGCCGGGCCCAGGUUAUUACGAACCACAGAAGUUAUCAAAGAAGUCAUUUUUGUACAACCCCAAGAUCUGGAAUCCCGUGUAAAGACCCUGAAUCUGUGGACAUGUGUUCGGUCGAGUCUCCGUUCGUGUUGUCACAUCUCUCGCAUACGGAGGCAUUCACGCACAUCCCACACACGGACACACCACAUGGUGCGUAUUAAUAGUGUACCGUAAUGCGAUGUUCAGGACAUGCUCCGUAUUCCUUGCGUCUUGACACAUUGGUUUUUAGAAAAAUAAACUAAGGCAAACGCUUA